CGGGCGCCCGGAUGCCACUCGGAAAAGUGGCCCUGCUACUGACGGGAGGCACAGGCAGAGGCAACCUUGGCGACAGAAAUGGCUGAGUACUUGAGACUGCCGCACUCGGUGGCGAUGAUCCGGCUCCGAAACCCGCCGGUCAAUGCGCUCAGCAUGGCUGUCCUCGGCAGAUUAAGAGAAGGACUGCAGAAAGCUGUUUCCGACCAUACAGUAAAAGCCGUUGUGAUUUGUGGAGCAGAUGGCAAAUUCUGUGCAGGUGCCGAUAUCCAUGGCUUCAGCUCUUCAUCCACUGGUUUAAAAUUAGGAGAUAUGGUAGAUGAAAUACAGAGAUGUGAGAAGCCAGUGGUGGCGGCUAUCCAAAGUAUGGCAUUAGGAGGGGGACUGGAGCUGGCCUUGGGCUGUCACUAUCGGAUUGCCAGUGCAGAGGCUCGUAUUGGCUUUCCAGAAGUCACACUGGGACUUCUUCCCGGUGCAAGAGGGACCCAGCUUCUCCCCAGGCUCAUUGGAAUUCCUGUUGCUCUGGACUUAAUUACCUCAGGGAGACAUAUUUUGGCAAGUGAAGCAUUCAGCCUUGGCAUUCUGGAUACAGUUGUGAGGUCAGACCCAAUUGAAGAAGCAAUCAGAUUUGCCCAGAGUGUUUUAGACAAGCCUCUAGAACCCCGCAGAAUAAUGAACAUGCCAGUUCCAAGCUUGCCCAACAUGGACAGUGUUUUUACUGAAGCCUUCGCCAAGGUGCGAAAGCAGUACCCUGGCCUCCUGGCUCCGGAGACGUGUGUGCUUUCAGUCCAGGCCUCCGUGAAGCAUCCCUAUGAAGUGGGCAUCAGGGAAGAAGAGAAGCUGUUUAUAUACCUUAGGAAAUCAAGACAGGCUAGAGCCCUGCAGUACGCUUUCUUCACUGAAAGGAAUGUAAAUAAGUGGUCAACUCCCUCUGGAGCAUCUUGGAAAACUGCAUCCUCGCAACCCAUCUCCUCCGUUGGAGUUCUUGGCUUGGGAACAAUGGGCCGAGGCAUUUCUAUUUCUUUUGCAAGGGCCGGGAUCCCAGUGGUUGCUGUAGAAUCAGACCAAAAGCAGCUGGAGGUUGCAAAGAAGCAAAUAACUUCCAACUUAGAAAAAGAAGCAUCCAAACUGCGGCAGAGUGGCCAAGCUUGGUCAGCACCCAAACUUAAGUUUUCCUCAUCUAUAAAAGAGCUUUCAAGGGUGGAUUUGGUGGUUGAAGCGGUGUUUGAAGAUAUAUGCCUGAAAAAGCAGGUCUUUGCUGAACUGUCAGCUGUGUGUAAGCCACAAGCUUUUCUGUGUACCAAUACUUCAGCCCUGGAUGUGGAUGAGAUUGCUUCUUCCACAGACCGUCCUCAUCUGGUGAUCGGCACCCACUUCUUCUCACCAGCUAAUAUCAUGAAAUUGUUAGAGAUUAUUCCCAGCCGAUAUACUUCUCCUGAUACUAUUGCCACUGUUAUGAGCUUAUCAAAAAAGAUUGGCAAGAUAGGAGUAGUUGUAGGCAACUGCUAUGGAUUUGUUGGGAAUCGAAUGCUGAGUCCUUAUUACAACCAGGCACAGUUCAUGUUAGAAGAGGGUAGCAAGCCAGAGGACAUAGAUGGGGUACUAGAAGAGUUUGGUUUUAAAAUGGGACUCUUCAGGGUAUUUGACCUUUCAGGGCUGGAUGUGGGUUGGAACAUUCGUAAGGGGCAAGGCCUUACCGGACCUUCAUUGCCACCGGGAACUCCUGCCCGGAAGCGUGGCAAUAGCAGAUACUCCCCACUUGCUGAUCUGCUCUAUGAAUCUGGGCGAUUUGGCCAGAAGACAGGCAAGGGUUGGUAUCAAUAUGACAAGCCGCUGGGUAAGAGUCACAAACCUGAUCCCUGGAUUUCCAAGUUUCUGUCCCAGUACAGAGAAACCCAUCACAUCAAGGAACGCUCCAUCAGCAAGGAUGAGAUCUUGGAGCGCUGCUUGUACUCCCUUAUCAAUGAGGCAUUCCGUAUCUUGGGAGAAGGGAUAGCUGCUAGCCCAGAGCACAUUGAUGUCAUCUACUUGCAUGGGUACGGAUGGCCAAGGCACACAGGUGGGCCCAUGUUCUAUGCUGCCUCAGUUGGGCUGCCCACAAUUCUAGAGAAAUUGCAGAAAUAUUACAGGCAGAACCCUGACAUCCCACAGCUGGAGCCCAGUGACUACCUAAGAAGGUUGGUUGCCCAGGGAAACCCUCCUCUGAAAGAAUGGCAAAGCUUGGCAGGGCCCCACAGCAGUAAACUGUGAUUCAGCCUUCUGCCUCAUGUGUUGGCAACUGAGAUAACACACUGAAUUCAGUGAUUCAAUCCCCAAUCCGAAGAGAGUGCUCAAAGUACAAAUAAUGAUAAUUAUUAUGGUUAUGAGCUCAUGAUAAAAGCUCUCCUUUGGUGCUUCUGCCUCAUGAUUCUACCGUGGGAUUUUAGGUCUGUGCUUCCUGUACUUCUGACCACUUCUAUCGGGAAAAUUCAGUGACUUACUUACUACCAUAAGAGUUCUUCUCUUCUGAGUUUUUGCCUUGGGUGACAAAAACUUGUGCAAAAUGUCUUUGGGGGUUGACAGUGUUUUCUAAACUCACCGUGGUGGUGGUUCUGUAACUCUGCAAAUAUACCAGAUUACAUUAAGUUGAAUGGUUUAAAAAUGAAUUAUAUGGUAUGUCUAUAAUGUCUCAAUAAAAUUAAUAAAAUAAA
Messenger RNA from Nannospalax galili (Upper Galilee mountains blind mole rat), 2687 nucleotides. It is a transcript of the gene Ehhadh, whose product is annotated as enoyl-CoA hydratase and 3-hydroxyacyl CoA dehydrogenase. The record is from RefSeq and is a predicted model, not a curated record. Gene Ontology annotation, molecular function: (3S)-3-hydroxyacyl-CoA dehydrogenase (NAD+) activity; NAD+ binding. The transcript has 7 exons. Gene Ontology annotation, biological process: fatty acid beta-oxidation. Bases 79 to 2247 code for a protein of 722 amino acids. Gene Ontology annotation, cellular component: peroxisome. NCBI's taxonomy places the organism in Eukaryota, Metazoa, Chordata, Mammalia, Rodentia, Spalacidae.